AUGGGCAACAAAAUUCUUGGAGAUUUCAGAAAAUCGCGUUAUAAAGGAUUUAAUUAAGAUUAAUUAAAUUAUAUAAAAGAUAAAUUUUAAUUAUUAUGUGAUGAUAAUGGAUAUCUUUGUAAAGAAAACUUAGCUAUUAUAUACAAAUGCAGUAUAAGUUAAGCAUAAAAGCUUAUAAUGUUUCUAGAUUUAGAUGGUUCAUAAAAUGCCGAUUUUUAUAAAUUUUGCUGUGGAGCAGCUCUUUUAUGCUAGAAUAACUUGACAGAAAAAGCAAAUAUUUUAUAUAAUAUAUUUAAUUAUAGACAAGCUGAUAAUGUAGUUUUUGAAGAACUCUCUUUAUUCGUCGAACAUUUUAUGAGAUAUAUGGCUUUUAUAAAUGAUGAAGAGGAACCCACAAACAAACAAGUAGAAACAAAAACAAAAUAAUUAUUGUUAAAAUGGGAUAUUGAUAAGGACAAUUAAUUAAAUAUGGAUGAAUGGGAGGCAAUGUUAAGAAGAGAUCCUGAUAUUUUGCAAUAUAUGUAUAAUAUGGGUUUUGUUACUAAGUUUGAAAUGGGAUAUGAGGAUAAUCAAUAUGAAGAUUGCAAUAGUGAUAUAGAAGAAGAAAUUGAUAAGAAAAAUAUGGACAGAGAUGAAAGAAUAGAAAAAAUUAAAAAUGGAAUCGAACAUAAUGAAAAACCUGAUGGACUUGAAGAUGAUUUUGAAAAAGAUUUAAUAUAAUAAAAAAUUACAAAUACAGAUGAUGAGUAAUGGAAAUAAUCUUUUAAUUAUUUUCCUUCUUGGUUUAAUUCUAAUAAUCAAAAAAGAUUAGAAGCUCCUAAAGUAAAUUUAGAUUUGGAAUAUAUACAUGGAUAUAGAUGCCAUGAUACUAGAAAUAACUUGAAUAAUGAUGAUGGUAUGGUUGCUUGUGGAAAAACAACAAAAGCUUUCAUAUUUUAAUUAUAAUUUCAUCCUGUUGAAAAAAUGAUAAUUGCAACAUGUAUGAAAGAAGUUAAUUUUAUAACUUUUUCGGGAAAUAGUAUUAAGUGUACAAAAGGGGUUUGGGGUAUAUAAUAGCCUUAAGCAGUUUUGUGUGUUACUUUCAAUUAAAAUGAUGUUGUUACAGGGAUGUUUAAUGGAAACAUUUGUGUUUGGAAAGAAUAAAAAAUUUCAGAAGUUUUAAAAGGACAUUAUGGGCCUACUAAUUGCAUUUGUCCAAGAAAUAAUUAAAAUGGUUUCAUUUCUGGAGGAAGAAAUGGGGUUAUAAUUAUCUGGAAUGGCGAUUAUACGCAAUCUAAAGUAAUUGAAAUAGAAGAUUUUGUGAAAGAUUUAAAUUAUAAGCCGAUUAUUGCCUUGAAUGAAAAUAAAAAUGGAGAUUUAUUGGUAGGAAUGAGGGGAGGGGAAAUCAUUGAAGUACUCAAAGGAGACUUUAAAAAACACAAAAUUAUUAAUUAAGGGCAUUGGGAUGAUGAAGUUUGGGGUUUGGCGACUCAUCCAAAUUCCAGUUUUUAUUAUACUAGUGGAGAAGAUAAGAUUUUGUAUAAAUUUGAUGUAAAAUAAAGAAAAAUGAUUAAAAAAUUGAAACUUAGUUAUUCUUGUAAAGUAUUAGCGAUUUCAUCGGAUGGAAAUUAUUUAGCUGCUGGGUGCAAAAAUGGAUAUUUAUGUAUCCUCAAUCCCGAUAGUCUUUAAAUAAUUAAUGAAAUAAAAGAAUAUAUUAAUCCGGAUAAAGACUUGAUUUCUAUUAUGAAGUUUUCACCAAGUUCAAGAAAGCUUUUUGUCUCAUAUGCUAAUCCAAUUAAUUAUAUGGUUGUUUUCGAUUCUUAAAAUGGAUUCAAAAAAAUUUUAGAAUUUAAGAUUUAAUGUAGAAUUAAUCAUAUGGACUUUUCUGAAGAUGGAAAAACUAUCUAAUGUAAUGGAGUUAAUAAUCUUUUGUAUUAUAGUGCCGAAAACGGGGAAGCUAUUAAUAAUGGAUUUUAAUUGUUUAAAGAUGAAAAAUGGGCUUCAUGGACGAUUCCAAGAGGAUUUUGUACAAAAGGAAUAUGGCCUCCAUGUACUGGUGGAGAUGAUAUUAAUGCUGUCGAAAGAUCACCUUCAGGAGACGUUUUGGUAACUUCAGAUGAUUUUAGUAAAGUGAAAUUAUUUAAAUAUCCAGUUCAUCCUUUGAUGGUAUAGGAAGGAAAGACAAGUAGAUAAUAAGAAUAGUCUUAUAUUAAAUUUACUGGACAUAGUUCUCAUGUUACUAAUGUACGAUUUUUAAAAGAUUCUUCUUAUAUCAUUUCAGUUGGGGGAGAAGAAAAGUCUGUGUUUUAAUGGAAAUAUAUAAAAGGUUAAGAUGAACCAGAUGAAGAAGAAAAUUAAUAUUCAAAACCUUAAGGAUAUGCUUUAAUGGAGCCUGGUUAAUAAGAAGGUGAUAUUUUUGGGGAAGAAGAAAAAGAAGAAGGUGAUUAAAUUGGGGCUGUUAAACCUUUUUUGGGAGAACUUUUACAUAGUAUUCCAAGUUGGUAUAAACCUAAUAAUAAAAGAGAUAACUAAUUACCUGAUGGAGAUAUAUCUUUAACUUAUUGUCAUGGAUAUAGAUUUUUUUACAUUCAAGAUAAUUGUAGAGAUAUGUUUUUCAUUAAACAUAUUGAAGAUAUUGUUUCUUUCGAUCUUCACCCAUAAAGGACUAUUGCUGCUACAGGAUAAAUGGCUGCUAAAGGAAAAGCCAAAUGUAUAGAUAUUUUUGUUUGGGAUGUUGAAACUAAUGAAAUAAAAGCUAAUUUUAAUGAUUUUCAUAGAAGGGCCGUUGUUUUAUUAAAAUUUAGUCCUAAUGGUUAAUUAUUAUUAUCUGUAGGUUAAGAUGAUGAUAAUUCGCUUGCAAUUUAUGAUUGGUAAGCUAAACGUUUAGUAACUACUAGUUAGGUAGAUAAAGCAAAAGUAACAAGUGCUGCAUGGAAAAAUGAGACUGAAUUUGUAACUACAGGAUUUAAACAUGUUAAAUUUUGGACUUUAAGUGGCAGAAAUGCGAAAAGUGUAAUAGGGAAAGUUACUUCAAGUUAAAAGUUUGUGUCCUAAUAUAGUUCUAUUUAUGCAGAAAAUAUAUGCUUUACAGGAGGAGCUGAUGGAAACGUUUAUUAAUGGAGCGGAAGUGCAGGAACUGCUUUGAAAGGAGCAAAACAUGAUAAGACUGUACAAACUUUUGGGUAUGAUAGUAAGUGUAAAACUCUUUAUAGUGGAGGAUUGGAUGGUAAAAUAUUAAAAUGGAUAAUCUAAGGAGGAAACGCUAAACCAGAAGGAUUAUUAGUUGAUUUAUCAGGUCAAACAAGUAUAUAAUAAUUAGAAUUUCCAAGCGGAGUCGUAUCUUUAGAUUUGUAAAAUAACACAAAAAAUGUACUUUUGGGUACUGUAGGCGGAUAAAUAAUUGAAUUUUCAAACAAUAAAUGCAAUUUGCUACUUUAAGGACAUUUUGAUGGCGAACUUUGGGGUUUAGCAACUUCUCCAAAUAAAGAUAUGAUUGUUACAUCAGGAGGAGAUAAAACUAUUAGACUUUGGGAUAUUAAUAAAAAUAAAAUGGUGGUUUCAACAAAGCCUUUAAAUAAAGAUGUAAGAGCAGUAGAUUGGGGAAUUUAAGAUGGAAAGGAAUUUAUUGUAGCAGCGGAUGUUACAGGAGUUAUUUAUUUAUUAAAUGUGUAAAAUUUAGAUAUUUUGGCAAAACAUAAUUCAGAGUUUACGAAAAUUACAAAUAGGCAAGCUACACCAUGGAUUGAAGACAUUAAAGUUUCUCCUUGUGGAAAAUGGGCGGCUUUUGGUGCCCAUGCAGGAGCUUCGAAUUUGGAAAUCGUAGGAAUCUCUGCAGGGUAGGCCUUUACAAAAGGAUUUUAGAUUAAAUGUGGUCUGACUUCGGCAUUGUUACAUUUAGAUUGGUCGAAAGAUUCAAAUAAUAUUGUGGUAAAUUCGCAAGCUUAUGAACUUAAAUUUGUUGGUGUUUCUGCAAAGAAAAAUAUAGCUUCUUCUUCUGCGAAAGAUAUUGAGUGGGCUACUUGGACUUCUAAAUUGGGUUUUCCUGUAUAAGGGGUUUUCUAAGGAGUUGAUUAUACGGAUGUUAAUUCAGUUGUUAGAAGUGGAUCACAAAAAUUUUUAGCUUCAGGAAAUGAUGAUAGUAAAAUAAAAUUGUUUAAAUAUCCAGUUGUGGUACCUAAGUAGGUACAUAAAGAAUAUUUGGGACAUUCUUCACAUAUUACUAAGGUUAGAUUUACUUUUGAUGAUAAUUUUUUGAUUUCAGUUGGUGGUAAUGACAAAUGUACUAUGAUUUGGAAAACUACUUUUGGAGCAGGAUUGGGAAAAUCAGUAGAUUAGAUUUAAGAAAUUUAAGAUGAUGAUAUUGAUUUGACAGAUGAAAUAGAUAUUCCAAAAAAAAAAUAUGCGAAAAAUAAAGCUGUUAUUUAAAAACAAGUGAAUAAUGAUGAUCUUUUUGAAGAAGAAUCAGCAGAUAAUGGAGAUUAAUUUAUGGCAGUUAAACCUUGGUUAGGUGCCAUAAAAGAACCUACAUAUAAAUAUUUUAAAGACUCUAAAUAAGCAGAAGCUCCUCCUGUUUCAAUAAAACCUUAAUAUUGUUAUGGAAUUCGAACAAAAGAUUAAAGAGGAAAUUUAAGAUUUACUAAAUCAGGAAAAUUAGUAUAUAAUGCAGCUGCUUUGGGUAUUGUAUUAGAUAUGUAAACUAAUACAUAGCAAUUUUUCAAUUUACAUACAGAUGAUAUUAUAUCUUUAGAUUUAAAUAAUGACGGAACAUUAGUAGCAACAGGAGAAAUAGGACCAAAACCAUACAUUUAUGUAUGGGAUUCUGAUACUUGUGAGAAAAAAUAUGAAUGGAAAGGCAUUUUGAAAAAAGGAGUUGCGUGUUUAUCUUUUAAUGCGGAUUCUAGUAAACUUUUAGGAGCAGCAAUCGAUGAUGAUCAUUAUGUGGGAAUAUUUGAUUUAAAAUCGGGAAAAAGUAUGACUUUUGUAGGAGGAAAGGAAGUUAUUGUGGAUUUAGAUUGGAUAAACGACACUUCUUUUGUUACUAUUGGAAUUAAGCAUUUUAAAUUUUGGAAUUAAGCAGAAGGUACUUACAAAGGAUAAACUGGAUAGUUUGGCAAAGGAAAUAAUAUUUUGUCAGGAAUUGGAUUUGUUAAUAAUUAAAUUAUUAUUGGAGCAGCAACUGGAGAUUUGUAGUUAUGGAAUGGAAAAAAUUGGACUAAAAAUGUCAAAGAAAAAUUACAUUCGAAAGCCUGUGAAACUAUUGUUGUAGAUUAAGAUUAUAUUUUUACAGGAGGUAGAGAUGGAUUUUUAAAUAUUCUAAGCAAAAAUUUUGAAGAGAUAGUUAAAAUUAAUAUUUAGGAAGUUUGUUAAGGUUCUUAGAGCCCUGAAGUAAGAAGUAUUUGUUUAAGUGAUGAUAAAAAAAGUAUAUUCAUAGCUACUUUAGGCUGUGAAAUAUUCGAACUUAGAAAAAAAGAUUAAAAAAUAACUAAAAAUACUAAAUUUUCAUUCCAUAAAUGUUAUAUGUAAGGUCAUUUUAGUCCAAAUGCAAAAUGGACAAAUGAAGUUUGGGGUCUUGCUGUAUUCCCAAAUAAUCCAGAUGAAUAUGCUACAUGUAGUGAUGAUGGAACAUUAAGAAUUUGGUCUUGUUCACAAAGGAAAUUACUGAGAUUAACUUAAACUUAAUUUAAUAAAUAAGGAGAAAUUGUUGCUAGAGAUAAAGCUACAGGAGAUUAUAAUGAUUCAGUAAAAGCAAGAGCGAUUGCAAUAAGUCCAGAUGGAAGUGCAAUUGUGGUAGGGCAUAAAGAUGGUACAAUAAGAGUAUUCGAAAGUGAGACAUUGAAGUAAACUAAUGUGGUAAAAUAAGCCACGAAAUGGAUCUCAGAUAUUAAAUUUUCGCCUGAUGGCUCUUUAUUAGUUGUAGGUGCUCAUGAUUGUUCUAUUUAUUGUUAUAACUUUAGCUUAACUUAAUUAAAACCUAAAUGUAGGCCAAUGAAAAAGCACUCCUCUGCAAUUACACAUAUUGAUUUUUCAAGAGAUGGAAAUUAUAUCCAUUCUACUUGUUAGGCUUAUGAAUUAUUAUUUUGGGACGUUAAUAUAGGCAAAUAAUUGACUUCCGGAGCUUCACAUUUAAAAGAUGAAAUGUGGGCUACUUGGACUGCUACUUUAGGAUGGCCUGUUUAAGGCAUAUGGCCUGAAUGUGCAGAUGGUACUGAUAUUAAUGCUGUAGAUAGGUCUAAUCUUACAAUAAAAGGAAAUAAAGAUAUUACAAAUUCAUAUUAUUUAUUAGCAUCAGCUGAUGACUUUCUUAAGUGAGAAUUCUUAGAUUCCCAUCACUUAAAAAGAGCUCGAAGGGAGUUGUAGGAAUUGGACAUAGUUCCCAUGUUACAAAUGUUAAAUGGAAUGGAGAUGACACUUAUCUUUAUAGUACUGGAGGUGAAGAUUAAUGUGUUAUAUAAUGGCAAGUUUAAAAAUUAUUAAAAUGAUAAAUUAUAAUAUCAUAUAUAUUAUUAUUUUUAUUAUAUUUUAGUAUAAAAAAGUAGUUAUAAAUAUUUUACUUUUUU
This is a messenger RNA of Ichthyophthirius multifiliis, 6536 nucleotides long. RefSeq lists its product as hypothetical. The record is from RefSeq and is a predicted model, not a curated record. Gene Ontology annotation, molecular function: microtubule binding; calcium ion binding. NCBI's taxonomy places the organism in Eukaryota, Ciliophora, Oligohymenophorea, Hymenostomatida. The transcript is spliced from 14 exons.